Xenopus laevis (African clawed frog) is the source of this 2594-nucleotide messenger RNA. RefSeq names its product E3 ubiquitin-protein ligase TRIM39. Lineage: Eukaryota; Metazoa; Chordata; Amphibia; Anura; Pipidae. The record is from RefSeq and is a predicted model, not a curated record. The transcript has a single exon. Bases 45 to 1487 code for a protein of 480 amino acids.
UCCCUGUGUGAGAGGAGAGAGAAAACAUCUUCCAGGUUCCAGCAAUGGCGGCUGCUGAUCUGAGAGCUGAACUGACCUGCUCCGUGUGCCGGGAGAUUUAUACCGACCCUGUAACCCUGUUGUGUGGCCAUAACUUCUGUCUCAUCUGUAUUGAGAGAACAUGGGACUGGCAGAAGAGUAUAGAGAAUAAGCCUUCCUGCCCUGAAUGUAGAAGGACAUAUAGAAGGAAACCUGAACUGGAAAGGAACCUGAGACUGAGGAACAUAGCAGAGCAAUUCCUUUCUACUGACCCACAGCAGGAUGGGACUGGGAACUCUGGAGACUCAAAAUGCUCCUCACACAACAAGAUCCUGGAGUAUUACUGCUAUAAGGAUGGUGUCUGUGUCUGUGUGUCCUGCUGCCUUGUGGGAAAACACAGGGGCCACAGGGUGGAGCUGCUGAGUGAGGCCUCUGAGAAGAAGAAAGAGAAACUGAGGAAAGUUCUGGAGAAACUGAGGCCAGAGAGAGAGGAGACUGAGAGAGGAGCCCAGAGACUGCAGGAGCGCAGGAGAGAAGUGGCAGAAAAAGCAGCCGGUGAGACAGAGAGAGUCACUGCCCUGUUUAGAGACAUCAGGGAACAGCUGGAAGCCCUAGAGAAGAGACUCCUGAGUGACAUCUCCAGACAGAAAAAGUUUCUCUCACUCACACUCACUGAUCUGAUGGAGGAGCUGGAAAUAAAGAAGGACGAGCUGUCCAGGAAGAUCCGUCACAUUGAGGAGCUGUGCAACAUGGCAGAUCCACUCACUGUCCUACAGGAACGGGAAUCACAUGGAGCUGCAGAUAAUGAGGGGGGCAGAGAGAGACAUGAUAUAAAGGUCCCUGCUGUAGGGGAUCUGGAUGUGGAUCUGAUCUCAGAGACAUUACUCACAGGCUUAGCUGCCAUUGUGACUGGGGUAAAGGGAAGGAUCUAUGGGCAGGAGGCUACAGACCUGUUACUGGAUAUAAACACGGCUCAUAAUCUUGUAUCUGUAUCAGGGGACAGGAAAUCUGCUUCCUACUCACGUACAGACCAGUGUCACCCACAAUCCCCAGAGAGAUUUCAGGUUUAUGCUCAGACUUUAAGCAGCAGGAGUUUCCCCUCAGGGCGACAUUACUGGGAAGUGGAGGGCAGUGAAUCAGGGGGCUGGAGGGUAGGGGUGGCCUAUCCCAGUAUAGAGAGGAGAGGGGAUCAGUCCUGUAUUGGGGAUAAUAACAAGUCCUGGUGUCUGCGCAGAUGGAAAAAUAAUAAAUAUUCAGUGAUACAUGACAAUAAAUGGACACAUUUACCCCACAUCCCUUCCUGCAGUAGAAUCAGGAUCUCAUUGGACUAUGAGGCCGGACGUCUGUCCUUUUAUGAGCUGAGUGAGCCAAUCAGACACUUACACACCUUCACUGCCACAUUCACUGAGCCCCUUCAUGCUGCAUUCUGGGUAUUUGGUUAUAAUUGCUGGGUGAGAAUCAUUAGUUAGGGAACUGCCCACCUGUCCAACAUCAGGAAACCCAUUCCCAUUCUGGGGGAUAAUUCCCUUCUGCUUCUGUAUUACAUUAUUGCAUUUAUGUGUAUAUGUAUCUGUAUUGCCUACAUCAUUUAAUUCAUUAUACAGUAUGGAUCCUUAGCUAUUUGAUUUACUGAUUUAUAUACAUUGCUGUAACUAGGGAAGCACCAAAUCCUGGUCUGGAUGUGACCACAUUUUAGCACUUUUUGUAGGACUUGGAUUUGGUGGAGUCGUGAGUGUUCAGCACAACCCAAAUCCAAACCUUUAUAGAGGAAUUAAAUCUAAAGAAAGAAUUAAGGGCCACACAUAGGGUCACAUUCUAAUCAAUAAGAAAAUGUUAUUUUAUACUGUUAUGUGAAAACUUAUGGGCAACAUUCAGUGGGUUAUUUACUAAAACUCAAAAUGUUGUCAAUAUUUUAUUAAAACAAAAUCAACCAAACUUCCAUCCACAAAAAUAACUUGAAAAGUUUGGUAAGUCAAAAACUCAAUGAAAUUGUAUGAAAAUUCGAAUCAUAAGAAUUUUCAGAUUUGACCCCAGAAAAUCACAAAUUUUUUGGAUUAUCGUUCAAAACCCAGUGCAGAUCACAAUAUCCUCAAAUUAUAAAAGGAACGUCUGCCAAAGGUUGUGGAGCUCCCUGAUUGUGCUGAAUUGGAUAUUCUUGUAAUUACCAUCAUACGAAGAUAGAAAUGUUUUUACCUUUACUUGUGUGUGUGUGUAAGUUAUUGCUCACAAUCAGUAUAGCAACAGGUUUAAUUAUUGAUCCCGUAUAUUUGUAUUAAUAAUGAUAUGAAUUAAUACAAUUAUUAAUAUUGAUAAAGGUUCACCCCUUUAUUACACCCUUUAAAUUGCAUUCAUUUUUCUCAUCAAAUUGAAUGUGGGGGCACUAUAUUCUGUACCAACCCAUGCCCCCCAUUCCUUUAGCCCUUGUAGUUGCCCCCAAUAUCUUCUUUAGCAGUUACCUGAGCUCAGGGACCCACCCCACACAACAUUCUUUGUAUUCACCACUGUUUGUUGUGUCCACUGGCCCCAAAGUGUGUGAGUGAGUGUGUGUGUGAGUGUGUGUGUGUGUGUGUGAGUGU